AUGGAAAGCAGUGAGGUCAUCUCAACUGACAAAACUACAGUUGUCAUUGAUGUAAAUCCAUGGAUGACACAAGACACCAUUAUUUUUGUUGAUGGACAUGAGGCCGGAGGAAAAAAUCACAAUACAGUUCUUAAAGGAUUUUUCAAAGCACAAUCAAAGGCACUGGGGACUGUCCAGAUAAUGAUUGGAGCGAUGGUCUUCAUACUUGGUAUUGUACUUACCACCAAUGUUUACAAUUAUUCUGCAAUUCUUGACUGUAGUGGCAUAACAUACUGGGGAUCCCUUAUUUACAUCAGUGCUGGCUCUCUGUCUGUUGAUGCACAGAAUAAACGUCAUCCAUAUGUGGUGAAAGACUUUCUUGGAAUGAAUGUGUUCAGUGCCGUAACUGCAGGGAUAGCCAUUCUUCUGAUGGGCAUACAAUUAGCAUUAAUAUCAAUGGAUGAUCCAGGUUUAUAUGUUGAGAGAUACUGA
Sinocyclocheilus anshuiensis is the source of this 471-nucleotide messenger RNA. RefSeq names its product membrane-spanning 4-domains subfamily A member 12-like. NCBI's taxonomy places the organism in Eukaryota, Metazoa, Chordata, Actinopteri, Cypriniformes, Cyprinidae. Gene Ontology annotation, cellular component: membrane. Bases 1 to 471 code for a protein of 156 amino acids. The transcript has 5 exons. The record is from RefSeq and is a predicted model, not a curated record.